UGUCCGCCUUACGGUUAGUACGAUUUAGUUAGGAUCCUUGUGUGCUUUGUGGCUAUUAUGGUAUAGUUCCUUGUCCGAUUGAUCAUUCAUGCCGACGCGGUGCCGCAGCUAAACAGCUAAAACCAACUCUAAACACACACACACAACACGACCUGGACACACAGAUACAUAAGAUAAGCAAAAAUCUCCAAGCAUCCAAUGCACUACACCAGCAGCAGCAGUAGUCGACGCGUGUAACAGAGAAGAAGAAGAAGAAGAAGAAGAAGAGGAGAAGGAAAAACCUAUUUAAAAGAAAAACCCAGAGGACCACAACCGCUAUUGCAUAAAGCGAAAGUAUCGUAGCUGUUUUAUAUUGACAUUUUACAAAAGGAAAGGAAAAAAACUCUGCAAAACCGCUAAAGGAAGCGACGAACCCCAAACUCGCGCAAAAAAAAAAACAAAAGAACAAAGCAAAAAAAACAACCCCACAACACUCCUUCGCAAGAGCCUGAGACUGAGCGACGACAACGACAGCAAGGUGGUGGUGGUGUGUGAUAGGCAGCAGCUGCUCAACGUUUGCCAAAUUCUGUCCCCGCCACCAGAGCUGUCAGUGCUGGGGUACCGGUACGUACAGGGGGCAGGCACGACGAUGCUGGCCAUGUCGACGCUGAUGAUGCCGGCACCGACGAUGGCGCUCGGCGCGCCGCAGCUGGCGGUCGGCCCGCACCAGAAGCCGCCGGAAGCGAAGCUGCUCGCCAUCCAUCCGGCCCACACGCAAACGCAAACCACUCCCCAGCAUCAGCUGCAGGCGCAACAGCAGCAGCAGCAGCAGCAGCAGGCGCAACAGCAGCAGCAGGUGGCGGCGCAGCAGCAGCAAGUGGCGGCGCAACAGCAUCAGCAGCAGCUUCAGCAACUGUCUGCAAUUAAGCAAGAGCAUUACCACAUAUUCGUGGGUGAUUUGAGCCCGGAAAUCGAAACGCAAACCCUGAAGGAAGCAUUCGCCCCGUUCGGAGACAUAUCUGAUUGUCGCGUUGUUAGGGACCCUCAAACAUUAAAAUCAAAAGGAUACGGAUUUGUUUCGUUCGUAAAGAAAACGGAAGCGGAAAAUGCAAUUGCGGCUAUGAAUGGGCAAUGGCUUGGUUCGAGGAGUAUUCGAACUAAUUGGGCAACUAGGAAACCCCCUGCAAGCAAAAACGAAAUCAACGCAAAGCCACUGACAUUCGAUGAGGUGUACAAUCAAAGCAGCCCGACCAACUGCACCGUCUACUGUGGUGGGAUCGGUGGCACACUGGCGGGCGGAUUGAAUGAGGACAUUUUGCAGAAAACCUUCUCACCGUUCGGCACCAUACAGGAGAUCCGGGUGUUCAAGGACAAGGGCUACGCAUUCGUAAGGUUCUCCACGAAGGAGGCGGCCACUCACGCCAUCGUUGCGGUGCACAACUCCGAAAUCAAUUCCCAAACGGUCAAAUGCUCGUGGGGCAAGGAGAGCGGCGAUCCGAACAAUGCGCCCUCGCUGGCCAGUCAAGCGCUCAGCCAGACCGGCUUCCCGUUCAACACGGCGUACGGCCAGCAGGUAGCUGGGUACUGGUAUCCGCCGGCUCCCGCCUACCCAGCAACGCCGGCACCGGCUGCCACACCGCUGCAGGGCCAGUUCCUGCAAGGAAUGCAGGGCUACACGUACGGCCAGUUUGCCGGAUACCAGCAAGGAUACAUGGGCAUGGGCAUGCAGAUUCCCGGAGCCUGGCCAGCCGUACCGGCACAGGCGCAACUGCCGACUGCCGCCCAGCAGAUCACGGCCCAGAGCGUUGGCGGAGCGCUGCCCCAGACGGCCGGGGUCGUCGCCUACCCGAUGCAGCAGUUCCAGUUAGCUGAAGACGAAUGGUUAGCGCCAAGUCUUCUAGUGUAGCUUCCCUGAUGGCCAUCACUGUGCGGCUGUGUCUCACAGCGUAAUUAGAAUGCAGAGGGAGAGAGAGAGAGAGUGGAAAAGAAAGUAUUUGAAGAUUUUUCAAAACAAACAAAACAAAUCAGCCUGUUCAUCUAACUAUGUACACAUACUCACACAAACACAUACGAAAUUAAACACACACACACAACUCUACAGACAAGCGAAUACGAUUCCGGUGGUACAAACGAAAAAAAACAACAAACAAAACAAACACAUAAAACGCGAAGCAUCUAUAUAUGCACAAGCGUGCGGCCAUCCGCAUGGUUGUGAUGAACUAGCAAAUGAAACGAUGUGAGACCAGAACAACAGCAACAGAACAACAGACAUACAAAAAUGUAGAAAAAAAAACAAACAAAAAAAAGGAAAAAUUAAACUAAAAUAAAAUGCAAAAAAAAAUGUAUAACAUCCCCUUACUACUGUAGUUAUGACAGUGGUUGCUGAAAACUAUUUCUAAACAGACCGUGCAAGACGGCGGGAUUGCGAAGAAAAAGGAGCAAACAGAAGGGGAAAACAGUUUGAGCUACUACAGGCUGAUAGUUAGCAAACGUCAUCACUUAAUCCAAUCAUCUAUCCAACAGCAGAAACAAACAACCCGGUAGCAUAGACAGACAAACAGACAGACAGAAGCGCAUGAGUGCGCGUAUAUAUAUAAAAAUAUAUAUAUUGAGCAAAAAACCAUGAUAGGCAUAUGUUUGGGAACAUGGACGGAGGGGGGGGGAGGGCGGCCGGCGCAGAAAGACGAAGAAAGCACUAACAAUUUUACUCCUGAUAUUUUUCAUGAUAGAUAGUACUCAUUAAAUGAAACCACACGCAACGCUCCAGACACAGACACCGGGUGUGUGGCACACUUAGGGCAUUUACAUGGCGAAACUGAUUUUUACAGCCAAGCGCAGGUGGUGCAACAAACUACGUAGAACAAAACAAAACAUAAACAGAAACAGUGAAGAGUGAAAAAGCAAAACGAAAACACACGACACCCCCCUCCCGCCUCCUCUCUUCCCUACAACACACCCGUUACAUCGGGUGGGGGUGUGCGGGAAAUGGGGCGGGUGUGUGUGUGUGUGUGUGUGCGUGGUGCCGACAGCAGAAACACUUUGUGAAAACAAUAAUGAUUCGUCCAACGCUAAACGCUAAACUUACCGGUUGACAGACAUGACCAGAGAGAGAAAGAGGGAGAGAGAGAGAGGGAGAGAGAGAAAGGGAAAAAGAGAGAAGUAGAAUUUAUCGCACUAGCGGGACCCAGUGGUACCGGAUGGUUUUGAGAUGUAACAACAAUGACUUGGUAGGCUUUAGGUUUCAGGCAGACAGGCAUUUCUUUUCUUCUUCUUCUUGUUUGAUCAUUUCUCAGUAUCAUUUAUCGCUUACGCGUUCGCAGCGCGAGCGAAGGAACGAACCCAGUGGCAGUUGCGAACAGGCAAGACUGAGGAAGUGCAACCAAUGAAGGAGUUGUCGCGGAUGCAGAUUUCGGCCUCUGCUGAUACGCCGCUCUUCGUUAGAACAUUGGUGCGAUGUAUGGGCACCUUUAGCAGUAUUGCCGAACCAGAACUUCCACUUGCACUUAGCGCCAAAAACGGUUGGCAAAGUUUGCUGCCUGGGUUUGCGUAUCAUAACCGAUGUUUAUGUUCCAUUUUAAAGCUGUUUACUUUGUCUCGUAAUUGAGUGACUGUUGUAAUGUAUUGCAUUUUGUAGGGUUUUUCAUAUUAUAGCAGAUGUAUUUCCUCCUCUUUUUUUCGUGCAGAUUUUUGUAUCAUAUUUGGAGCGUGUUUUUUGUUGUUGUGUUAGAUCACUGACAAACUGGCUUUUUUAAAUGUGUAGUGUAAAACUGUUAUACUGUAUGCAAACUGCUAAUGCUCUCUGCCAAUAAGAAAUCGUAUUACUCGUGUUUUUGUGUUUUUCCUUUUUGUUUCGUUUUUACCGCACACUUACGGACCGUUGUGUGCCGUCGCGUGUGACUUUUGUGCAUACACUCUAGUGUUGUUGUACUGUUGUCCUUAGGUUUUGCCCUUCAAUUCAUUUGAUAUAUAUACAUAUAGUUAUCUGUUUUAUUGACAACCCCAAACGCGUCGUUCCGGUAGUUCCGGAUUUGCACGGAAAACCUGGACACUGCGCGAACACAAAAACACGUAUGUGUAAUGUAUGCGGAAUGGUAUUAACAAAAAUUCCAAAACUGCUAUAUAUAUUUUUUAUUAUUUUACCAAUUUUUGCGAAUAUACAAUGUUUUAUAUAAGAGGAAAAAAACUCGAAGGAGAAGCGAAAUGAAUAUAAAAAUAAAUAAAAAAAACAUUUGUUUAGACCAAAUAUUUUUAAAAUAAAUGAAAGAAAACAACAGUGUCAAUACAAUCAAAAUUGCAUAGAGAACAAAACGAAGUGGAAGAAGAAGAAGAAGAAAGAGAAGCAGAAGUAAAAAUACAUUCAUUUGAAAACCAUUGUGAUGAAAACUAUAACACAACAAAAUAAACAUUAAACCAACAUUGAUCCAUUGAACAGGAAGGCAAAGCGUAGCAAGAAGGGUAGCAAGUUAGAGAUAACUACUAGGGAAAAGUAAUCCAAGAUGAACAUUCAAUGAUGUUUACUCAAACGAAGAAGAGGAUGAAACGACACUGGAAUGAUAAAUUAUAUUGACGACUAAAGAAAACAAUACAUAUAUAUAUAUAUAUGAAAGUAAAUAAAUAAAUAUAUAUAAUUAUAUAUAUAUUAUAUAUAUAGAGGAGCAUCAUGAAGCUCUAGAAUUAAACAUACACUUAUACAUAUACACAAAAUAGAUAGGAGAUAUUUAAUUAACUGUGAACAAUUUACCAAACAACAACAGCAACAUAAACAGCAAACAAAACAAACAAAAAAGGUGGAGCUCUAUAUAUUGAAAUCGUAUUUGGCUCUAGACAAACAAACCUAGAUAAAUAUGAUGGUUUUUUGAAAUGGGAAACACACACACACACACAUACGCGGAAACUAAAUAGCGGCAAAACAUCUUUACACAUGAACAAACGCAUAGGAUUACAUAGAGGAAACAGAAACAAAGGAAAAACUUUCAAAACCAAACUCUUCUAAAAAGUUGCAGACGAACCUGUUUGAAAUGUUGUAUUGUCUUGAGUACAGAAAGAAAGGAAAAAAACACACACACACUACAGCACACAUACAGACGCAUACACAUGUAUUGAAGUAAAUUACAACUCGCAAUUGAAUAAAGAGUUAGUGAAUAGUGUUAAAAUAACGGGGUUUAAACCUAGAACAAACGCGUAAAAUUAAGCAAAAACACACAGUAAGAGUAAAAAAGAAACCGAAACUCAAUCAAAAGCAAAGCAAGAAGAAAAAAACACAUACAAACACAUCUAAUAAAUUCACAAUUACAGAAGAAGAAACAAGAAACCAAUCAAAGAGCAAAAGAGCAAAUAACAAACAUGAAGCAAUUAUUCAAAAACCUAGCGCGCAGCUAACCCGACAGCAGCAAACCGUUGGAGCGCAAUUUAUUAAAGCAAAAGCAACUUAAAAAGGUAUUGAAAAUUGGAUAGAAGCAAUGGCAGAGGAGGGAAAGCAUUUGGUGCAAUGAAAGAUGAGGGAAUGUAGAGGAGGACAGAAUGAGUGAGCCAUUCGAAAAAUCAUUUUAUCGACUCCUCGGUCCCCGAUUCUCUCUGCCACCAUCCCUUUUUCCCGAUGUGAUGUUGUCGUUGCGGGAAGGAAGGUGGAAAACAAAGGUGCGGCAAACUAACCCAGCGCGGGAGAGGACUGCCGCACUGGUAAAUGUCUUGUACAUUGUAGAUGCACAUCAUUUUAAUGUAUUUCGUUUCGAGAGCGAACCCAUUUUUGCUUGGUAACGUACUACUGUAUUUGAUUUCUUAGGGCGUUGCUUUGGACCAACUGUAUCACACAGUUGCCGUUAGAAUAUGAGUUGGGAAACAUGUUUGAUUUGUUUGAAUGUGCCGAUGGUUGAUACAUCAAUUUCUACUCUAGCAAUUUAACCAAAACGAAACAAAACAAACCAAACCAGUGACCAGUGUAGUAGCAAUUUUCAUUGUGACGAUGGUGGUAAGGAUGAAAACCCAAAACACAAGAUGGUAGUGACAGUAAUGGCGUAUGAACUAUACAGAGAGAGAGAGAAACAAAAAGAGAACAGAAAGAGAACAGAAAGCGCAGAAAAUAGUAAUGCAAAGCAAACAAGUCUUCUUACUAUUGGACGAGAUCCCUAAGACACAUUAGAGGAGAUUCCCAUAUCUCGUAUAUUAAAAUAAUAUAUUUACAUAUAUAUACACACACACACACAAACACACGCACAGACACACCCACACACACGUACACACAUGGAGUCCCUAUGACAAAAAAAAACACACACGGAAAUAAGACGGAAAAUGGAAGAAAAAGGUGUUUGUUACUUUAUUUACAACGUAUUUGAACGACGUAUUUGAUUGUAUUUCAGUUGGUGUGUAGUAGCCCUUUUUGGAGGAUGGUUUUGAGUUUUAGAUAAACAUAUAUACAUACAUAUAUUGCGUAUAGUUUGGUAAACCUACCUUCAGCCAAAACGACGCGAGUACGCGAGAGAAACGUAGCACAGCCGUGCAGAAUCUUAAACAACCUUUAACAAUUUAAUCAUUAACGAACCGAACAGAACAGACUUUCUCGGUAGGCUAGACUUUCUACAAACACUAAUAAAAAAAAAAAAAACGAGGCGGACGCGCCAGACCAGACUAAGGGCAUUAAUGAAGCAGGUGUAGCAGCAACCAUCUGUUAAACACUGCAACGCUGCAACACACAGCACUAAAAUAAAGCACCACAAGCGAGGGAUUAGGAAAGUAAAACAGGAAGGAUGGAAGAAACGCAACAACAUAAGUAAAUAAGAUACUAAUCAAUUAAACCUUACCAUUUAAAGCAACAGAAACUAACAGAAUAAAAACAAACCCAAAUUAAUAAAGAAACAAGCAAACAAAACCCACACACACACACAAACACAGUAACAAACAAACGAACAAAGUCAACAGAAACAACAACCAUUUAUAUAGCGAUUAAAAUAAGGAUGGAGAGUAAGCCAAGCUAAAGCUCCCAUAGAACCACACACAGACAAAAAAAAACAUAUAGAAAACAUGUUUACCAGUGCGAAUUAUUAGAUAGGUAUUGGAAUCUUUCAAUGAAGUAAAAUCAAACGAGAACCUACAAGAAGUAGCAAGAGAGAUAAAACUAAACCACUAAAAACAUAAACAAAUACACACACACACACACAUAUACACAUAUACAACAAGCACCAUACUACAAUCGAGCAAAAUCGAAACAAUUGAAACAUGAAUCAAACGUAUUAAUUUGGCCUUUCUUCCCAUAACUCAUCAGCCAAGCCCCUUCCCCCCAGUUUUUACGCGUGUGUGUGUGUUUGUGUGUGAUGCAGAACAAUCUUUAGUAAUGUAUUUGCGAAAACAAAAGCCACAAUAGAGUACCGGAUCCAUACACCAGGAGCGAAUGAAUAUUUAAAUUACAAAACUCAGCAGCACAAAAAAACACACUCACAUACACACACAACAAAGAAGCAAGCUAAGAAAUGUACUAAAAACUAUUGACAGAAACUCUAAUUAAAUGCAAAAAAAUAAUACAAGUUUGGGUUGUGAUGGAAUCGACGACACUCAUGCACCGAGAAAAACAUGGAGAAGAAAAGGUGGCCAAUGAGGAGAAUCAACAAAGGGGGAAAAAGGGAAUGCACGUGCGAGAGUGUAUAAAUAUAUAAAACACAAUACAUGCAUUUGUUGAUCGCGGACAGUAGAGUAGUAGCCGCUGCUAACAAACUAACCAGAGCGCGGACGACGUCCCAGGAGCGUUCUUAAAAGAUAGAAAGGUCUAUUUUUAGUGCAUAUUGUAGCUGAUGAUGAUUUGAGUAUUAAACUGAACCGAACCAAUAGGAACGUUUUCAUUUCUGUCUGUCAGUCUCUCGCAACUCUCUCUCUCUCUCUUUCGCUUUCUUGGUGGGGGCUAGCGGGAGGAUGUCUUUGAGAAGAGAGAGAGAGACAGAGAGAAAGAGAGAGAGAGAGAGAGAGAGAGAGAGAGAAAGGAUGGGUGCUUGAUAGCAACCGGUACCGGAGUGAAGACACUUUUUUCAUAACAAGCAAAGCAAACCAAUUAGAUAGCAAUAGGAAAAUUCUACCGUCGGGCAAUAUAUAUACAUAUACACAUGUGGCAAGCGUUUGUCGGAUGAUGAGAAUGAAUUGAUUUACCGCAAACACUUUACUAAAACAACCUUAAACUUAACCAGCAAAACUAAGCAACAGAAGAAUGGCAAUCGAUAUUAAAAUGCAAGAUGGAGCAGAACCACUGUGUUACCAGUUACUAUAAUACGGGAGACAUAGCAGAAAGGGAAGGAAUAGGGAAGAAAGGCUUUCAUGGUAGCAAAGCACAACACUGCAAUUAAGCGACUACUACUACUACUACUACUCCUACUACUACUAAUACUACAGCUACUACUACACCUACUAUUAAGCAAUCUACACAAACACGCACACAGACACAACACAACAACAGAAAGAGCAACAGAAGUAAACCCAACUAAUCCUACCAUCUAAGAACUUCUCUACCAAGCUACUAUAAGUAUUUACCGAAGAAAAACAAACAAACAAACUCUAUCCAACAUAAACGUCACACAAAGACAAACAAACACACACAAACACACACGAACACACUGCUAGUGAUUACUGAAUACUAUUAACGAUUCCGAUGCCUACCUCUGACGGGAGGAGGGAAGCACACCACCACGUGGAACUGAACUACUGUGAUUUCCUUUUGUUUUCUGCUUAACAAAAACAAAAACAAAACAAAAACGAUUUUUCCCCCAGUUUUGGACCCCUUAUUACUGAUAGCUCCCGAGAGCCAACUCUCUCCCCCCCCCCUCAUCUAGGUUGUUUGUUCAACAUUGCUCAGCUCGAUGAUGAUAGCUCGUUGAUUGUUUAAAACCACUUCGUUGUUGAGUUCGUUAUUUAGAAAAAUUGAAUUGACUUUCGUGUGAGACAAGCAAAGCGCAGGAGAAAAACCGAAAAAAGAAACAAGCGAAUCUAUUUCACUGGAGGAAGAAGAAGGCAAGAAAGGUAGGGAGCCAGCUAAUCCAGCUAAGCAAGCGGCACAAGCCAUGGUUAAGCGUGUGGUUCGGGUAUUACGCUGAUAUUAUUAAGGUAUAUUAAAUAAGGCCGCCAUUCAUCACCACUAUCCCGGGUGCAAGCGGGCAAAACACAGUUGUGUGCAAAUUGUUGUGUUGGAUCGACGUGGAAAAGAGAGACAAAAAAAAACAAAACAAAACAAAACUAUAUGAAAAGCAACGAUCUCGGUUAGUUUUUAAUCGGCAAAGCAAGCAGCGUGCAAUUACAGUAGAGAAUUUAUUGAACUUAGUAAACCAACCAGACCGCCACACCAGACAGACACGCACGGAUAUGGGGAUGGGAUGCGAGCGACGCAUUCGUUCGCGUAGGGUGGAAAUCAUAUGCCAAGCUUUUGAUACACUUCACCUCACACUCGGUUUGGGUUUGUGGGUUCUAUCAGACAGGACAUACACCGGACAUGCACUUGUGCUCCCCAUAGUUGUCGCCGUCGUCGUCGUCUUCGUGCUCGGUUUUGAGUGCUAUUGAAUUUAAUGGCGAACUGCCAAAUGAUCACGGAACACUAAACAGCAUUAAGAAAGUAUGAAGGGAAAGAAGAAGAAGAAGAAGAAGAAGAAAAACAAGAGCUAUGUGAAACCAGAAACAAAACAAGAAGGGGAGAGUUGAAACCAGAGUGUCGAAGAAUUAUUAAGUAUUACAUUAAGGAAAACAAUGAAACAAACAAAAACAAACACACAAAAAAACACACACACACAUGUAAUCGCAAUUGAAUGAGGAAAGCUACUUGUAAGGUACACAAAAAAGAAGACAAAAGAAUACAUAAUACAUGCCACUACAGCACACAAACAUUAUGAUUAAAUAUUGACAAAACAAGAAGCAAGAAAAGAAAAGAACACAAACAAACAAAUCAAACAUAUUAUAUUUAUAAAUGGAACGAAACAAUGAACUGUUUGUAAAACACACACAUACAUAUUUGCUGCUAUAAUAAUGGUUUGAAAGAAGAAGAAAAGAGCAAAUCGUAGCAUAAGUGCGAGGAAACAUGAGAAUGUUCAGUGCGCAAGGUUCUGCGUUAAUACUUUAAAAUGCAAUUUCGGGGUAAGUUGAAAAGUGAAUUAGGAUAUGGAUAAAGAAGGAAAAACAUCACAGAACACACAUACAAACACAUACAAAACCAAAAGCACAUCGUCUCCGCAAGACAUUUAAAUGAGCAAACGGAUUGAGGUGCAUUGCACUUACUCUCAACCCUACUUUGGAGGACUGAACCAAGUCGAAAGGAAGCGAAACAAUGAAACUAACUUGUUAAAUGCAAUAAGGUAAAACAAAACAAAAAACAGUGGGAAAAAUAUAAUACACACAAAAAAGCAACAUACACUUACACAGGCUAAGGGUAUAUGGUGUAAGCGAAACAUUCAUAAAAUCAAGAGGAAGCUCCAUCAGACACACAUAAAUACACAACAUAAACAACACAUGUUAGCACAUUAUAGAUGUAGACGCACAUAUGAAUAAAAAAAAACAAAUAAAAGGAGAAUAAAAAAAGACAAGAAACACACACACCCCCCAAAAAUGUGUAUCAUUACAUUGAGAUAAACAUAUGUAGCCCCAUGCUUAAACCGGUGAUAGUUUACUUGACGCUGCGUCCUAUAGGAAUUGGAAACAGAUGAAUUAAACUACCGCCAUCAAAUCAGAAACAAAAAAUAAACACAUAUUUAAUGAUUUACCCCAUAAUUGAAUACAACAAAAUACAUUAUUUAAAACACUGUUUAAAACAUUUUAGUUAAACACCUCGCCACAUUGGAGUGAUUUGGCUGAUAAUUGGUUCGUUUUUAACACUUAAACAACACUUUUCUAAACAACGAUAAAAAGGCAACCCUCACAACACUCAACAUGUGAUUAGACCGACGUGGGACUAUUUGGAGAUGUAUGUGUGCGUGUACAGUUGUUCACAAAAGUACAGUUCAAUUCAAACUACUAGACGUAAGAAAGUAUACAACAUACGCACACACACACAAACACACACACACAGCAUACACAAACAAUUGCAAGGGCAACAACAAACUACAUUAAAAACACAAAAAAGAGAGUGAAAAAUAUAUACCAAACCAAUGUUUGCAAAUCUAUAAUUUUACAAGUACGAUAUAAAGAAAACAAAACAUAACGAAACAGAAAGAAAGAAAAUAGCGACAGGCAAUAGCUGCUAAAAACGAAGCGAGGGGAAGAACAAGAGAAGCAACUACAAUGUGCUAAGCUGUUUUAAAAUGAAUUAAAUAUAUAUACACACACACAUAUAUAUAUCUGCAUAUUGCGAAAUGAGGCCCCAAAUUUGGGAAACGAGAUGACUCAGUAAUAGUCAAAUUAUGUGCACGGGAAGGAGGCAUGCACGGAAUCGCAGCAUAAGCGGAAACAAUUGAACCAUGAAAUCCAAAAAAACGAAAUUAAAAAAACAAACAAACCAAACCAAAACAGCAAAAACAACAACAACAACAAAUCAACCAUAAACUACUACAGUUGUAUUGACACGAAAAUAUCAAUAAAACAUGAUGAUUAACAAGCAA
Anopheles arabiensis is the source of this 11531-nucleotide messenger RNA. RefSeq names its product nucleolysin TIAR. Lineage: Eukaryota; Metazoa; Arthropoda; Insecta; Diptera; Culicidae. Gene Ontology annotation, molecular function: RNA binding. The record is from RefSeq and is a predicted model, not a curated record. Bases 629 to 1885 code for a protein of 418 amino acids. The transcript has 9 exons.